Knipowitschia caucasica is the source of this 900-nucleotide messenger RNA. NCBI's taxonomy places the organism in Eukaryota, Metazoa, Chordata, Actinopteri, Gobiiformes, Gobiidae. The record is from the annotation of a GenBank genome assembly.
AUGGCUCUGUUCUUGUAUCUGAAAUAUGGGCGCGGAAAACCUUCGACUUUUCUGGGACUUUUGUCUCUUAAAGAAGUCACUCCACAGAGGUCCUCUGCAGGCGAGCACACGGACAGCGCUCAGAAGGGCUCCAGAAGGCGGCGGAGACUGGUCCAGGCUUCCUCCACGUGUCAGCCUGGCUCAGAGGGGGGUCUGGGGGCCUCAGAGCCAGACGUGGUGGUCGUUGGAGGAGGGGUUCUGGGCUCUGCGAUGGCUGCAGUGUUGGCCCAGGACGGCAGGAGGGUGACGCUGGUGGAGAGGGACCUGACGGAGCCAGACCGCAUUGUGGGAGAGCUGCUGCAGCCCGGGGGAUACAGGGCUCUCAAAGCUCUGGGGCUGGAGGCUUCAGUGGAGGGUCUGGACGCUCAUGUGGUCAAUGGUUACGUCAUCCACGACCGGGACAGUGGGGCGGAGGUGGAGAUCCCGUACCCCGAAGUGGACGGGGAUUUGCAGUGUGGCAGGGCCUUCCAUCAUGGCCGCUUCAUCAUGGGCUUGAGGAGAGCCGCCAUGGCCCAGUCCAAUGUCACUUUCAUUGAAGGCACAGUAACCAGUUUAGAGGAAGAUGACGACGGCUGUGUCACUGGAGUCCAAUACAGAGAUAAAGAAACUGGAGCUAAUAAGGUUAUCCAUGCUGCUCUGACAGUGGUGGCAGAUGGAUGCUUCUCCAAGUUUAGAAAAAGCCUUGUUUCUGGGAAAGCACAAGUCUCUUCUCAUUUUGUUGGCUGUAUUAUGAAGGACUGUCCGCAGUUCAGAGCGCACCAUGCAGAACUGGUCCUUGCAAAUCCAAGUCCAGUCCUCAUCUAUCAGAUCUCGUCCAGUGAGACCCGAGUCCUGGUGGACAUCAGGGGAUAUUAUGGGUAG